Molecule: messenger RNA, 930 nt
Organism: Saccoglossus kowalevskii
Lineage: Eukaryota; Metazoa; Hemichordata; Enteropneusta; Harrimaniidae
Source: RefSeq, a predicted model, not a curated record
AGACAUGUUUAUUUUCGCCAACUCUCAAUUCCCCAGUUGCUGUUGUUGGCGAGUCCAACUCUGCAUAUUGUGUUCAGAUUUCGUAGCUUUAUGAAAGUGGUCACGAUGGCAAAGCUUCAAACAAUGUAUUCCUUACUCGUAGUGUUGGUGAUGUUUAUUCGUGCUAUUCACUCGGCUGAAUCACCUGAGGAUGCACAAACGGUUAAAACCGAAGAAGUAAUCAAAGCAAAACGUGAACCCGGAUUGUGUACUAACGACUGUGUGUACCAUAAUGAUGGUUUUUGUGAUGAUGGUGGUGACACGACUAUAUUCAGUUUAUGUAUCUAUGGCACAGAUUGUGCAGACUGUGGAGAGAGACGUGUGGGCCAGGCAAUAUGUACUGACGACUGCUAUCGCACUGAUGAUGGUGUGUGUGAUGAUGGUGGUGAUGGAUCUCAGAACAGUGAUUGUGACUACGGCACAGAUUGUGCAGACUGUGGAAUAAGAACUAAUACUAAUUUCCUAUUUCAAGUCGAAUUGUGUACUGAGACCUGUGAUUUCUCACACGAUGAUUACUGUGAUGAUGGUGGUGAUGAUGAAAAUGACAUCGGUGUUUGUGACUAUGGCACAGAUUGUACAGACUGUGGAAUAAGAACUGUUAGUGGUCGAUGAGCAAAACGGUCAGCAAAGGAAUCGAAAAAUGGAAUGUAGGAGAAAGAAAGCAUAAUAAAAAAAGAAUUAAAAACCGUUAAAUGUUCAUGUUAUAUUUUCAUGUUAAAGUAGUUUAGUUGGAAUAAGAGUAUAAGGGUAUAACAGUUCAUCAUUAAAGAAAACCAACAAAUAAAUAGUAUUGUUAUAAUUGUAUGUGUAAUAAUUGAUCUCAAACUACAACAGAUGACUUUCUGCGACUGAAAUGAGAAUGUUAUAGUCAAUAAAAUGAUGGCAAGUGAA